Messenger RNA from Mugil cephalus (flathead mullet), 1119 nucleotides. RefSeq names its product zona pellucida sperm-binding protein 4-like. The coding region runs from base 1 to 909 and encodes 302 amino acids. Gene Ontology annotation, molecular function: structural constituent of egg coat; acrosin binding. Gene Ontology annotation, biological process: prevention of polyspermy; binding of sperm to zona pellucida. Gene Ontology annotation, cellular component: egg coat. The transcript has 5 exons. Lineage: Eukaryota; Metazoa; Chordata; Actinopteri; Mugiliformes; Mugilidae. The record is from RefSeq and is a predicted model, not a curated record.
AUGGCAGUGAAGCUGAUUUUUGCUUGCCUUCUGGCUGUAGCCCUACUUGGCCGCCUGGCAGAUGCUCAAUAUUCGGAGCAGCCUCAGAGUCCACACAUUCCCCCCAAAAUGCCCGUAGCUCAGCAGCCCCUGCAGCCCACAGAAACAUUCCACACUUGUGAAGUGGCAGACCACUACAAGAUACAAUGUGGCGCUCCCAACGUCUCUGCUUCAGACUGCGAGUCUAUAAACUGCUGCUUCGAUGGACGCAAGUGCUAUUAUGGCAAAUCUGUGACUCUUCAGUGCACCAAGGAUGGUCAGUUCAUCGUGGUGGUGGCCAGAGAUGCCACCCUGCCCAGCAUAGACUUGGAGUCAAUUACAUUUUUUGAAAAUGACGAAAGCUGCAGGGCUGUUGGGACCACUUCAGCUUUUGUCAUCUACCAGUUCCCUGUCACUGCCUGUGGCACCGUCAUGAUGGAGGAGGCUGGUGUUAUAAUCUAUGAGAACGGGAUGUCCUCCUUAUACGAAGUGGCCAUUGGACCUUACGGGGCCAUCACCAGGGACAGCCACUAUCAGCUGCUUGUCCAGUGCAGAUAUGUUGGGGCAACAGUUGAAGCUUUGGUCUCUGAGGUCAGUCAGGCUCCUCCACUACCCCAUGUUGCAGCUCCAGGACCCCUACGUGUGGACCUCAGGUUAGCCAACGGACAGUGUGCUGUCAAGGGUUGUGUCGAAGAGGAGGAGGCCUACCGUAGCUUUUAUGAGGAAUCAAACUACCCCGUCACAAAGACACUCAGGGAUCCUGUUUACAUUGAAAUUCAAAUGCUGGAGAGGACAGAUCCCAACCUUGCCCUGAAUCUUGGAAGAUGCUGGACAACGUCUGACCCCUACCCUCACAGUCUUCCGCAGUGGGACUUGCUGAUUGAUGGGUAAGCGUAAGAGUUGGUCUGACUUGGAUGAUCAGAUGCUUUUAUAAUUCAUUUUUGAUGAUUUAUACACGCCCUAACCUCUCCUCUUAGCUGCCCCUACCGUGAUGACCGUUACCUAACAGCCCUUGUUCCUGUAGGUGAAUCAUCAGGACUCCCGUACCCAACCCACCACAGGCGUUUUGUUUUUAAAAUGUUCACUUUUGUAGGUGUGGCU